ACCUGCCUCACCAGCCCUGCCACUUUGAGCUCAUUCAGGAGCUGCUUCACCUGCUCUGCUCUGCAGCCUUCAUCAGGACCCGGCACUGCGGACAGGUGUCCGAUAUGAGCGCAGACAGCCACUGACUGCAGCCCACCUCCAUCCGAUCAGCGCGACAGAGAUCUGGGAGAGUUUGCGCGCACCGCUGGGACCUGCGCAAAGGACGUAAACAUGCAGUGAGCGCUCCCACCGGACCUGCUGAACUUUACCCGCUGACGCGAUGGCAGCAGCCGCUACUCUAGGGGAAGUUGGAGGCGUCCUCCACGGCAUCGACGGCGUCGUUCACGUCGGCUCCCAUUUCUUCCUCACGCCUCCCGGGGACGGUCCGAUCCUGCUGGGGGAGCACCUGGCCCCCGGGGACAGGCGGUACCUGCCCACCGCGCAGGAUCUGAAACACUUAAAGGGCAUUUUGAGGAGGAGGCAGCUGUACUGCAGGACUGGCUUUCAUCUGGAAAUACUUCCGGAUGGCACGGUGCAGGGGACGAGAAAGGACCACAGUCGUUUUGGUAUUUUGGAAUUCAUAAGCCUUGCUGUUGGCCUGAUAAGCAUAAAAGGAGUGGGCAGUGGGCUUUACCUGGGGAUGAACGACAAAGGGGAGCUCUAUGGAUCUGAAAAGCUCACACCUGAAUGUGUCUUCAGGGAGCAGUUUGAGGAAAACUGGUACAACACCUACUCAUCAAACCUCUAUAAACACGGAGACAAAGGGACACGAUACUUUGUGGCAUUAAACAAAGAUGGGACUCCAAGGGACGGGACUAAAUCCAGAAGGCACCAGAAAUUCACACACUUCUUGCCCAGGCCUGUGGACCCAGAGCGAGUGCCAGAACUGUAUAAGGAUAUCCUGGGACACAGCUGAGACGCAAAGUCCCAGAUCAGGAGUAGCUGCUUUACAGCCCUGUUAGGCAGGGAGCCGAUCGACAAAAAGAGGCUGAAACGAUGCCGAGCGCUGGCUGGAGGACCUCUACCAGCGGGGGUAAAGGCACUGGGGGCCUCAUGUAGGAAUGUACAGUGGCCAUCUCUCAGCAGCCAAGAAGACCGGCUAGAAUGCCUCGGCAUGAGGGGCUCGUUUGUUCCAGAGGCCGGACGAUCCCAGAAAAGUACCUGCAGAGAACAGGUAACAUCUGGGGAGACGAGGCUGAGAGGUCACGCAGCGUCUCCGCAGUCUGCGGCCAUUCCAGGAGGUUUCUCCGGGGCGCUGUCUGAGCGAGAACUACUGUCUGUUGAGAAGGACUUUGAAGGAAUUACAUUUUAUUUCAAACCUGUUGGAGACAUUUGCAGAAGUGUAAAAGUCUAUUUAUUCAUUUUUAGAUACACAUAUUUAUCUUAUAUAUUUAUUUAUUGGAGAAUAUAUUUUUACAAGUAGAAUCUAGGAAAGCCCACUUGGAACAAUGUCAACUAUAUAAAGUGAGAAACUGUAUUUUUAUCAUCUUUAUCCUAAAACAAAUAACCAUCAGUACUACUCUAUUAUUAAAUCCAAAUUAUAAAACCUUUUAAAAGCUAUCCAAAUUUGAAAUGUUUUCUAUCCUAAUUGUUUAUUGUAUAUCUUUUUGGAUUAGUAUUUAAUGGCCACUCUAUUGUAAGAUGUGAUCACCUUCAGUAAAAACUAUAUUACUACCAUAAUUACCAUGAAAUUUUUCAUCUAAUGAUUCAAACUAAUUGUGAAAUUAGGGCAAACUUCAAAGGAUAAUUUUUCCUCCCACUUUAAAAAGCAAUUUGGCUUUAUUUCAGGUGUCAUAAAAAAUAUAAAAUAGGCACCUGAAGUAAGAGUGUUGAUUAAGAAUUUUUUUUUCUAUUUUCCUCAAAGUUUUAAAAAUAUGGUGUCAUUUUGGGCUCCAAUCUAACUGUUUUUGGAUUUCGCCAUUUUAAAAUAUUUUCAAGAAGCCAACAUUGUAAUUUUUAUUAGAAAGGAACUAUUUUCAGCCAGCUGACCACCAGUGCCCAGAAACAGUUGGGGGAGGGUACUUAACAUUCUGUUAUCCCUUUCCUGCAUUUCAUUAAAGACUUUAAACUGUA
This is a messenger RNA of Cyprinodon tularosa, 2052 nucleotides long. It is a transcript of the gene fgf20b, whose product is annotated as fibroblast growth factor 20b. The transcript is spliced from 3 exons. Gene Ontology annotation, cellular component: cytoplasm. Gene Ontology annotation, biological process: positive regulation of protein phosphorylation; positive regulation of gene expression; positive regulation of cell population proliferation. NCBI's taxonomy places the organism in Eukaryota, Metazoa, Chordata, Actinopteri, Cyprinodontiformes, Cyprinodontidae. Bases 260 to 895 code for a protein of 211 amino acids. Gene Ontology annotation, molecular function: fibroblast growth factor receptor binding; growth factor activity. The record is from RefSeq and is a predicted model, not a curated record.